Lymnaea stagnalis (great pond snail) is the source of this 4869-nucleotide messenger RNA. The record is from the annotation of a GenBank genome assembly. NCBI's taxonomy places the organism in Eukaryota, Metazoa, Mollusca, Gastropoda, Lymnaeidae.
AUGAUUUUAUUUCAGAGUUUACCUUUCUUAGAAUACGAAGUUCAUAACCAGCUAAUCAACAAACUCAAGGUAAGUAAACUUAAAAUCUCCUUAUCUCCCCUGAUAAUUAUUUUCUUUCUGCACCUCCUAAUAAUCACUUUUCUUCACCUGGUUACAAUCUCUCCCAAAAAUAAUCUUCUUUCUGCUUUGACAAUAAUCUCCUUUACACUCCAGACUGUCAAUUUCUUUGGAUAUUGUGUGUCUACUGAAUGCAGAAGUUCGUGCCUGUGGGUAAAUGUCUUUUUUAUACUGAUGGGAUCAUUGAUCUUUCAUUUAGUUUACACAAGUCAGUAAAAUAUUUUCAAUGAAUUUUCCUCAGAUUAGAGGACUCAACUGCUUGUUUGGACUGAGAAUACAAAUCUGCUUAGGAGAAAAUAUGCUUGUGGCAGUGGCAGUAAGUAGUUCUCUGUCAUUUUGUAUGUUUGUUAUCUUUUAAUAUUAAAAUAUAUAUUUAGAGCAUACAUUAUUAUAGUUUUGGAAUACUAUGAUUUCACUGAAAAUACUGAAAUACAAAUGGUAUUUUUUAAAUUACUUUUUUCUUUUUUUUUGUAAAUCUGUUUUAAAAUAAAAAAUUCCACCAUCUUUUUUCAAUUUUAAAUGCAAUUGAUAAAAUUAUUUCAUAUGUAUUAUAUUUAUAUAUCAAAUGAUGUCUUUGAAAAGAUGUACAUAAACUUAAUGAAUAUGUACUGAUCUUUAUAAUCUAUGUCAAAUUUAAUCUCACCCAUUAUAAUCACUCUCCUGUGUAUCAGACGGCAACAGGUGCUUACCUUGGGCCACUGCCUGCUCCUCCUCAGCCAAAAAUUUCCACAGAGGUCAGUCAAUCCACCCCAUCUUUUACUAAUACAGAUUUUUGGUCCCCCCCUCCCCCCAUCCCCCACAUUUAACUGUAAGAGCAGGAGUCAACAAACAACAUCAAGACAUACAAUUUUUCCAUAACACCAAAAAAUAGCCAGUCCUGGCAGCCCCAUCAAUCGCAUCAUCUUUAACCCUGCCAAUGUCGGCUCACACUUUCUUAAUAAAUCACUGUAAUGCUUGCACGUCAUUUAUACUCUCAUUCUAUGACUAUGACUACAUAUCCUCUGUAUGUUAAUUCAGUUUGACGUAUUUCUUCUUGCAAGGUUUUACAGAUACACAACAAAAGGGAAAUAAUUCCUAUCCUUUCCUAUGAUUAAGAAUUAAUUUAUUUUUUUAUUUUUUUUAAACAUUUUUCCAACAUAAAGUAGGGUAGCCAUGUUUCUAGAAUAUUGUCAGAUUUUAAAAAACUUUGUUCAAAACACUUAGGUUGCCACUGCUCAAGAAAGUCAAGACCUCAUGAAGUUACAGACAAGAAUCAACCGGACAGUCCACAUGCACAGAGACAGACUCAGCAGUGAGAUAGUGGUGAGUUUAUCAUCCAUGCUUCUUGUUUUUACCUACAUUUUCUGUGUCUCUCUGUAUUUCAUGAUGUGUGUAGCACUGGUUACUCUUGCAAUUUCGGGGUACAUUGUGCGUUUAAGAGACUGAUUUGAAAAGAUGUAUUUUUGUAGUUUUUACGAUUAAAAAAAUAUAUAUAAACUUUCGGUUCUUAGUUUUAGCUCCUCUUUACAUCUGGUGGUGAAUGGCCCGAAAAUUAUGAUGGGUUGGAGACCAUCGAUAAUUAUUUAACGUACGCACUGAGAGGGGAAAGGCAAUUAAGGGUACAUUUUUAUUUUCAAAUAAGCACUGUAUGUAAAUAUGUAAACAUCAAUCGCCUACUUUUGGAAAAACCUUUUUCUAGACAUGAUAUGCGAAUAGUUAUUGUAUAAAAUAUAAUGUAUGUAUAUUUAUUUACUAUUACGCUACUGAAUUGUUCUAUUUUGAGAUUAUAAAGUGUAUUCUGAGACAAUAUUGAACCUUAUUGGGAGUUCUAGGGUAAUUAAGUCUGUGAGUGUAUUCUUCGACCAGUAGAAACAAAGCCUUGCCAACUGUACAGGCUGAGAAAGUGCUUUGAAUGGAAUAUUAAAUAGACCAAACUAGUGGUUCCCAAACUGAGUUAAAAAUUAUGUGUAUUUAUUCUAAACAAGAGGCUCAUAAAAUGUAAGGAUUUACAACCCAAAGUUGAUUUGUGCCCACUUAAAAAUACACUAUGGCAAUAGAAGCACCCUUAACAUUUUUCACAAUAGUGGUAUUGCCCUGAGAUAAAGGCUUGUCUCGGGGUACCUAUUUUUAAAGUCUUUAACUAUGCAAUACAAAGUAGAUGGAUUCUAAUUUAGUCAUUGUUGUAACUAAAGGAGUUCAUUGAUGGCUGAUUACUAUGCCAGAGAAAUAAUUCAGAUGUCUUGUGUCUAAAUUCUUAUAAUUGUUAAAUGUACAGUGUAAAAAAAAAAACACUUCCAGUUAUGUGGAUCAAUAUAAAAGAAUUUCAUCUCAUCCUAUGACUACAACAAAAACUAAUCAUGUUCUUGCUUUUUUUCCCCUCUCAUCUCAAGGAUCGUCAAAAUGAACACAGCCCUCACAGCACCAACCCAGAUGAAGAAAAGGAAGACCAAGAAGACAAUGGGAAUUUUUUCUUAGAGGCAACCAAGGAUAAAAACACAUUUGUUCUGGUGGUAGGUGCUGUUGUUGUUUUUUUUUUAAGUUUUACCCUUGAGGCACAUUAGGCAAAUUGAAGGUUCCAGUACAUUGUAUAAACCAAAAGUCUUUUCAAUGCUAAUUCUUUUAUAUUGCUAGAAUUAAAGACACAAUGAGCUGAGAAUUGUUGAUUGAGCAAUCAUUAAUUCAAUCAACAAAUUUGAUUUUAAAAAAAUCGUAUAUACCAUUGAAUUAAUGAUUGCUCCUUAAAAUUAUUAAAUUUUAACACAAUAAAUCAGUGAAAACCCAAGUCAAAAGAAACCACCUAAAAAAAAAAAAGGCUGAUGCAGAUGAAAAUGUUUUGUUAAUUUAUUGUUUCAAGACAAGACUAUGAAAUAAGUCAUGUGAUUUUUUAAAAAGAUAUUGAGAAGCAGGGAGGUCAUGUGGUGUAUUCAAUAUUUUAACAAUUACUUAUUACCUAAACUGAAUCAAUCUUGAGUGGUGAGACCAACAGAUCAACACAAAUGAGGGCCAAAACUAAAUCAGUGUAGUCACAGUCACAAUUGUUUUUAGGGGAAAUAUAAAAACGCUUUGUCAUGAAUAAUAUUAUUUCUGAGUGCAAAACCAGAAUUAAUUUUUAACUUUGGUGUGAUGGUUUCACCCCAUGACACCACAAUGUCUUCUUUCCCAACAUCACUUCCACCUCACUAUCAACAUGUCACAACUAAAUUUAAUGUGAGUGUAACAUGGAUUUGCCAGUGUUGUGUAUAGCAUCUCAUGAAAGUAACUCAUUGAUGCAACAGUAUUGAGCAGUGUCUUAUGUUUGUAACAGAUGAAUGUAAUAGUGUCUCGUGUUUGUAGCACAUCUGUGUACCAGUGUCUCAUGUUUGUAACAGAUGAAUGUAAUAGUGUCUUGUGUCUCUAGCACAUCAAUGUACCAGUGUCUCGUGUUUGUAACACAUCAAUGUACCAGUGUCUCAUGUUUAUAACACAUCAGUGUACCUGUGUCAUGUACAGUGUGUCAUGCUUGUAAAACAUCAAUGUACUAGAGUUGUGUACAGUGUGUCAUGUUUGUAAACAUCAAUGUACCAGUAUUGUGUCCAGUGUCUCAUGUGUACCCUGUAUCAUGUUUAUAACACAUCAAUGUACAAGUGUUGUGUACAGUGGCUUAUGUUUGUACCACAUGAAUGUACCAAAUUUCUCAUGUUUGUAACACAUCAAUGUACCCGUGUUGUCUUCUACCUCUGCAGAUUGAUGAUCUCAAAGAUGAAGCGGUGGCCAUGAUCCUUCACGAUGUCAUUCCUCCUGAAGGUUUUGACAUCUGCAACACCCUCAUUCCUACCGGCAUACCAGCUGAACGUGUCAGUGGUAAUUUACAGGUAAGAAGACUACACUCGCUAAGGGAGAAAAUAGAAUUUGAAAUAUAUAUAACUUAUUUUAUAAAAAUCCCAUUUUUCAUAAUUUUUUUUCUCCCAAUAAAAUUGUAUUCGCUACACAUGAUGAUGGAAUACUUUUAUGAUGAUAAUGAUUGAAAACUUUUAUAGCGCUUGUGUCCAUGCUACUUUAGCAUGCUCACAGUGCUCUGAUGUUCUAAAAUCCAUUUAAAGAAAAAAGAUUAUAUUAUAUUAAUUUAAAUUUCCCCCAAUGAUUGAGGCAAACUGUUCCAUAAUUUAGGAGCUCUAGCUUCAAAAGAGCACACUCCGUAUGACUUCUUUCUGUGUCCAUCCACACUGGCAACUCUCAGUAAGGACUGUGUUGAAGAGCGCAGGUUCUGUAGGGAUACAUGUUAGAAAUCAGUUUUUGAAGAUAUUCCGGUCCCAUUAUUUCCACUCCGUCUCAUUUAAUCAGUGAUGCCAAUAUUGCAAUGACCAUUCACAUUGUUGAUGUGUUUUGUUGAGUAGAUUACAUAAAUGCUGCGGCUCCAGUUUUUUAAGGACCACUUCUCUACUGAUUGUAAAUUUUGCUGCACUUCUAUACCUCUAUUAUCCUGUUCAGCCCCCAGAUCGAGGCAUACUAUCAUGCAUAAUGUGAUCCAAAUAUAAUAUGAACCCCUAAAUUUUUUUAUUUAAAAGAGCCCUUAAAUACCAUGUCCAUAUACAGUGUGAUCUGUGAAGAAAUGUCCAGAAUGAUAUGAUACGAAUUAAUGAAAUAAAUAUACAUUUUUACUAAAAAUGUCAAAAUUCUUUCAAUUAUAAUAAUAGGAUAGUUUCUUUGAUUUCAGAUGUUUACACAAAAUGUUCUUGUGAGAUAUCAACCUACGGUCAAUAAUAAUUUAGAGUUCUCUGAUAUUUUCAACAAUAU